AUGACGGGCCCGCGGGGCGCGCGGGGGGCGGCCGGCCCCGCGGACGCCAGCGCCGACGAGUGGAUCCGCAAAGGCAGCUUCAUCCACAAGCCGGCGCACGGCUGGCUGCACCCAGACGCCAGGGUCCUGGGGCCCGGGGUCUCCUACAUCGUGCGGUACAUGGGCUGCAUCGAAGUCCUCCGCUCCAUGCGCUCUCUGGAUUUUAACACUCGCACCCAGGUGACCAGGGAAGCCAUCAACCGGCUCCAUGAGGCAGUGCCUGGCAUCCGGGGCUCCUGGAAGAAGAAGGCCCCGAACAAGGCGCUAGCCUCCAUCCUGGGCAAGACCAACCUGCGCUUCGCUGGCAUGAGCAUCGCUGUGAGCAUCUCCACCGACGGCCUCAACCUGUCCGUGCCUGCCACGCGCCAGGUCAUUGCCAACCACCACAUGCAGUCUAUCUCCUUUGCGUCGGGAGGUGACACGGACAUGACUGAUUAUGUGGCCUACGUAGCCAAGGAUCCCAUCAACCAGAGAGCCUGCCACAUCCUGGAGUGCUGUGAGGGCCUCGCCCAGAGCAUCAUCAGCACCGUGGGCCAAGCCUUCGAGCUGCGCUUCAAACAGUACCUGCACAGCCCCCCCAGGGCGGUCCUGCCCCCGGAAAGGCUGACCAGGCCCGAGGAGUCGGCCUGGGGGGACGAGGAGGAAACGGAGCACAAUUACUACAACAGCAUCCCAGGGAAGGAGCCGCCCCUGGGUGGGCUGGUGGACUCCAGGCUCGCCCUAACUCAGCCCUGUGCCGUCGGCGCCCUCGGCCAGGGCGUAUCGCCUGCUCGAAGGGACACCCGCAGUCUGCCGUGGGACCUGGGCCCCUCAGGCCCACCAGGGGAUGGCUACGUGCAGGCUGAUGCACGGGGCCCCAGAGACUAUGAGGACCACCUGUACGUCAACACACAGGGUCUGGAUGCCCCAGAGCCCCUGCAGCCGGAGGACAGCCCCAAGAAGGACCUGUUCGACAUGCGACCCUUCGAGGACGCUCUGAAGCUGCACGAGUGCUCUGCGGGGGCGGGGGCGGCGGUAGCGCCCCUUCCCCUGGAGGACCAGUGGCCCAGCCCCCCCACCCGCCGGGCCCCCAUCGCCCCCACGGAGGAGCAGCUGCGGCAGGAGCCCUGGUACCACGGCCAGAUGAGCCGAAGGGCCGCAGAGAAGCUGCUUCGAGCCGACGGGGACUUCCUGGUGCGCGACAGCGUCACCAAUCCCGGGCAGUACGUCCUCACAGGCAUGCAUGCGGGGCAGCCCAAGCACCUGCUACUUGUGGACCCUGAGGGCGUGGUGCGGACGAAGGAUGUGCUCUUUGAGAGCAUCAGCCAUCUGAUCGACUACCACCUGCAGAAUGGGCAACCCAUCGUGGCGGCCGAAAGCGAGCUGCAUCUGCGCGGCGUGGUCAAACGCGAGCCCUGAGCCAGGUGAUGGUUCUCAGCUCCCAGCUCCUGUCCUGCUCCGCAGAUGCCCCUGUUGUGGCCUUACGGGCUCCUCAGCCUCUCCCUCCGGACCCUGGUCAGGCUGGAACCGCCACUGUCUCUCCUUCCCCCGCAUAGGCCUCUCUCCAGCCGUCCCUGGGCGGGGUCAACAAGGCCAAGAAAUGGGGGCCCACCACCCCUUUAUCCUGCUGACGCCCUGCCUGCCUCCACCCUCUGCCUGGAGUGAGGGUGUCCAUACCAAAGACAGAACCUUUUCUCACCUCUAAAGAAAAUACAUUAAAGACAAGCAGUCCUCCAUCUCCAAGCCCUGGCCAGGGCCCCCGAUGGGUUAAGGAGGCCCACCUCUUUUCCCAGAUGGACUUCAGCUUCUCUCCCUGGAAAGAGGGAUUCCUGUCCUUGACUGGUUCAGUUUUUCCACCUGAAAAAUCAGUGCACAGUUGUCUUUUAUGGGGAAGAAUUGAGAUGCUUUGGGUCCUCAGGCCAGGGCACCUGCUGAUGUUGAAGGGGCGGGUAGCCUUGGGGCCCAGCUGGGAUGGGGGGCAUCCAGGCAAGGCCAGCACAACCGGCUCGGGGGUGGGGGGCGGUGGGUGGUUGUGGGACUCUGCCCUCCCGGCUGCCAACCUGCAUGGACAUUUGGGAUCUGCUGGUAACACGACCAUGAGGAAAUGAACCCACCUGCACAUUGAGAGGCCCUCUGGCUGGAAGGCUGAGGCCAGUGUCCCAGGGGCAGAGCCAAGGCCCACGGUGUGGCCUUUCGGGGCUGGAGGAUGUGGGGACUGGAGGGGGGGGGAGGGGGAAGAGGGCGCUGGGCCCGUGGGGCAGUGGUCUGCUGUCCAAGAACCCCCGGCAUCUCCCUCACACCUGUUUUUACCCCGAGAUAAAGCUUCCCCAACACCCCCGUCUUCCCCUUGGAAACAUCUGUAUUUCCUGAAUGCUGCAAACCUCUUUCAAGAUGCCCCUGCAUGUCUGGCAAAAAGUUCUUUUCCCUCCAAACUGCUCCUGACUUCCCCCCGAAUGUGGCCUGACUUCUCUCAGACCACCCCUGUCUCCGACAGAGCCCCUGCACACGGCUGUUGCUCUGCAGACCUUGCCUCACAUGAUUUCUGGGCUCUCCUUCCCAGAGACCGCCAUCUCUCCCGGAACCCCUCCUCUGGCCCUCCUGGAGAGGCCUCCCUGCCAGGGCCACACCCCUGCCCAGGGUCUGGAUCUCUGGGGAGACUGAGAGAUCCGAUGAGAUUUCUCUGCAGUCAGCAGGCCACACCCCCUGCCCUGGGGGAGCCUGGUGAGGGUGAGGGGAGCAGCCCACACCCUGCUCUGUCUGUAACCAGGGGGGAAAGCCGUCAAAAAACAGAGCCCGAGGAGACA
Herpailurus yagouaroundi (jaguarundi) is the source of this 2822-nucleotide messenger RNA. It is a transcript of the gene SHC2, whose product is annotated as SHC adaptor protein 2. The record is from RefSeq and is a predicted model, not a curated record. Bases 1 to 1437 code for a protein of 478 amino acids. Lineage: Eukaryota; Metazoa; Chordata; Mammalia; Carnivora; Felidae. Gene Ontology annotation, biological process: cell surface receptor protein tyrosine kinase signaling pathway; intracellular signal transduction. The transcript has 14 exons. Gene Ontology annotation, cellular component: plasma membrane. Gene Ontology annotation, molecular function: receptor tyrosine kinase binding.